Miscanthus lutarioriparius is the source of this 1185-nucleotide messenger RNA. Lineage: Eukaryota; Viridiplantae; Streptophyta; Magnoliopsida; Poales; Poaceae. The record is from the annotation of a GenBank genome assembly.
AUGGCGGCGUGGGAACGUGACGGCGAGGGGAGGCAGGCGCACUUGACGAUGGUGGGCGUGCAGCUCGUCUACGCUGGGUACCACGUCAUCGCCAAGCAGGCGCUCAACGUUGGGGUCAACCGCGUCGUCUUCUGCGUCUUCCGGGACCUCCUCGCUCUCUCCGUCCUCGUGCCGCUCGCCUCCUUCCAGCACCGCGUCUCGCCCGCGCAGGCGCGUCCGCCGCCUCUCACCUGGCGGCUCGUCGGCUCAUUCUUUCUUCUCGGGCUCACUGGCGUCUUUGGGAACCAGCUGCUGUUCUUGCUUGGCCUCAGCUACACCAACCCCACCUACGCGGCCGCCAUUCAGCCGUCUAUUCCUGCCUUCACCUUCAUCCUGGCCCUCAUCAUGGGGACCGAAACGGUGAGCCUGGGCUCAAACGAAGGCAGAGCCAAGAUAGGUGGCACAGUCGUUUGUGUGCUGGGAGCUGUUCUCAUGGUGCUCUAUAGAGGCCCAGCUGUGUUUGGUAGCAGCGAGCUUGAGCUUCUUGAUGUUCAUAGUCAUGGUGUUAUAGCUGACAUGUCACAGCCUGAGCCUGACGGACCUGUAAUAUCUUUGUUCAUGGCAUUUGGGCUGGAAAAGUUUCACAUUGGAGUACUUUGCUUGAUAGGGAACUGUCUAUGUAUGGCUACUUAUCUUGCUUUGCAGGCUCCAAUUUUGGUGAAGUAUCCUUCAAGUCUGUCACUGACUGCAUACUCAUACUUCUUUGGGGUGGUUUUAAUGGUCAUUUCAGGAGUUUUUGCAACAAACGAUAAACACGAUUGGAGUUUGACUCAAUCUGAGUUUGCUGCUGUUGUAUAUGCUGGAGUCAUGGCAUCUGCUCUUAAUUAUGUCCUACUGACAUGGUCCAACAAAAUAUUGGGCCCUGCUAUGGUGGCACUUUAUAACCCUCUUCAGCCAGUGGUCUCUGCUCUAUUGUCUAUGAUAUUUCUGGGAAGCCCAAUUUACCUUGGAAGUAUUAUUGGAGGACUUCUAAUCAUCUCUGGUUUAUACCUUGUGACCUGGGCACGGCACAGAGAAAAACUGGCUGGCAUCGGAGUAUCUUAUGUAAAAUGUGCAUCGGAGUCACUCGAUGGUCCUUCUCAUGUUGCAAAGAAUGUGCCCUUUAUAUCUCUUUCUAGGCUGUGGGAUGUGCCACAUGAGUCUUGA